Pararge aegeria (speckled wood butterfly) is the source of this 3112-nucleotide messenger RNA. It is a transcript of the gene dup, whose product is annotated as DNA replication factor Cdt1. The record is from RefSeq and is a predicted model, not a curated record. Bases 167 to 2020 code for a protein of 617 amino acids. The transcript has 4 exons. Gene Ontology annotation, biological process: regulation of DNA-templated DNA replication initiation; mitotic cell cycle; DNA replication preinitiation complex assembly. NCBI's taxonomy places the organism in Eukaryota, Metazoa, Arthropoda, Insecta, Lepidoptera, Nymphalidae. Gene Ontology annotation, molecular function: DNA polymerase binding; DNA binding. Gene Ontology annotation, cellular component: nucleus.
UUGACAUAUUACACUUGACAUUGACAUAAAGUAACGACUUUUGGAGCAAUUUUAAUUUAGACUAAGCAUUUUGGAGGGAAUUCUGACGGGUUUCGGUGAGGUGUAAACUGAAUUAUUAUUUAUUGGAAAGAUUUUAUAUAAAUUUCGUUCAAAAUUGUACAAAACAAUGUCUCAAACAACGCUCACAGCGUUUUUCAAUAGCAGAAAGAGGCCAGCAACGGAUGAGAUCGUACAUUCGAAGAACAAAAUCGCGCACAUUGAACGCACGGAUUCCUCGUUAAAAUCGGCUAGAAGAAUUCAAUUGCCUAAACAUUGUGAUAUAUUCACACAUAAUGUUAAUCAAACUGCUUCAGUUACGAGUGAACAAUUGGAGACAACAAAGACAUCAAGUGUCCAAUCGUCGAGAAAUGACGAUACAUCGAUACCAAUAAAAAAUGUGGAAGCGUUUGCUAAAAAAGCUAAUGCAUCGAAUAUAGUUAAAAAUGUCGAGCCCUCGAAACCUGUAUCCGUAAAUGCGGCGAGAAAAGAACUUAGUUUAGGUGACAUAAGAAAGAAAUUAGCAGCAAGUAGUAGGUUAGCUGAAAUUAAAGCCGCAGCUGAUCGGCUCAGUAAAGGAAUACAGCAACAGCUUAAAGAAACCAGAGUUAAAAAGAACCUUCAUGAAGCCACAAAAAAGAAUCUUCAGGAAUUUAAGUCCAUUGAUGUGGAUGUACCUCAAAGUCCAAGCAAGCAGUUAUCUGUUCGCAAUGAAUUGCUGUCACCAAAGAAAGAGACUAAUAGUGGAGUUGCUUUACAGAGACCUUUUAUAUCUCCCAGGAAGGUUGUCGUCAGCCCCAUUAAAAGCCCUAGCAAGGUUCCAGCCUACUUAAGACAUUCUUCUUUGGCAUCAUCAUCGUCCAGUCUCCCAUUACCACACCACUAUAGAUUCCUAGCAGAGCUGUUCCGCGGUAUGGAGACAGUGGUUGCACUACUUUACAAUAGAAAUGAGAAAAUAUCCUUCAAUAAACUAAAACCAUCUGUGCAGGAAAUGCUCAAAAGAAAUUUCACAGACAAACAUUUGGCUCAAAUUAAACAUUUAGUUCCAGAUUUUUACAACUUUGAAGUGCAGAAAAAUAAGAACUUCAGCAAUACCUCGCACAAGGAGUCCUUUGAGCUGAUGAUAUCUCCCAAUUUUCCUAAUGAUAUUAAAAUCAUGAACCCUAGUGUGCUGCUAGAGAGACGUAGAUAUUUCUAUGACACACUUUUGCAACUUGUCAAAAAGCACCAUGCUCAAUUUUGCUCAACACUUGAUCCUCCCAUUGAAAUUCCUGAUAGUAAAUUAGUACGCUGGCAUCCAGAGUUUGAGCUAGAGAAAAUACCUGAUAUUGAAAGUGCAAAGCUUCCUGAACUCCCGCAUUCUGAGAAGUAUUCUUCUGCCCAGGAUGUUCUUGCUAAAGCAAGAGAAUUAUUCAAAUGCAACACUAAAAUGGAAAGGGCAUUAGAGAAACUAGCUCAAGCUAAAGCCAGAGGCUUGACAGAACAAGAAAAGAUUGCAACCGGUAUCAAAGAACCUCCAAAAUCGGCCAGUGUAACCACACAAACAUGCCAACCUUCCACAAGUAACAUCCAGAUUUUGAAUCCCGCUCUACGCAAUUUGCCAGCUGCAUUGUUAGAAAAAGUUAAAGCCAAACAAGCAGCAAAGGCUCUUGAAGCCAUGACAAGGUCCUCGGACCAUGAACAAAAGUAUUUGACAUACACUCGACUGCCAGAUCUAGCAAGAACAUUGAGAAACAUAUUUGUGACAGAAAGAAAGAAUGUUUUGGCCCUAAAUGUUGUGCUAUCAAAAUUGGACAGUAGUUUCAAAUCAAAUGUGUCUGCUAGCGAUUUAAAUAAAGACAUCAAGCUGCUUGCGGAAGAAGCUCCAGAUUGGAUAAAACUACAUGAAGUAAGAAAUACUACUUAUUUAAAAUUGGAUAAGAAUGCUGACUUAAAAAAAAUUACUUCUAAAUUAGAAGCAACUGCUAAUAAAUAUAGUAUUUAAGUAUAUCAAGACUGAAUAAGCAUAUCACCCUGGAUCAACUAUCUUGAUGAUAAAUCAUAAAGCAAUGAAAGCCGACCUAACGCCUUAUGGCCUAUUACCAUCCACUCCUCUGGUUUCUUUGACCUAAAUUAACAAACACAAACUGUGAUGGGUGACCGUUGAUGUAAAAAUGCUUGUCAAUCUCGGCUUAUUACGACUCUGCUUGGGCCUCCGCAAGAUGUGCUAUAGAGAGUUGAUCUGGGUGUAGAAUAUUAGAAUUCUAAGAUUAACUUAUCAAAUUAUUUGAAUACUUUAAUUAUUAUCAUGCGAAAUUUUCAUUGUUAUCAUAGUUAAUUUAUGGACUCUAUACUUAGUAUAAAAUAACUCUUCUCUUUAUUUUUCUUAUAAUUUAUAAAUUCUAAUGGAUCAUGACAUGAAAUUCUUAAUCAUUUCUUGUUUUUGACAUUAUUAUAAGAUUUCAUCUUGACAUUAUGUUCAGAUAUUGCUGUUAGCAUAAGUUGCAACAGCAUAGCAUUUAUAAUUUUCUUGUAUUUAUAUGAUUUUAAUGAAUGAGAGCUAUAAAACUUGCUUGUGAAUGAGUAUUUAUUUUCUGUAACAUCACAUGUUUAAAAUAUAAAAUGGAUUUGCAAACUCACUCAUUCUCAUGUAAUUAGUAACUUGUACUAUCUUGCUUAGCUAGCUUUACACAUACGAAUUAUCAUUCAAUAUAAAGGUUACAGACACUCAAUAUGAAUCCAAGAUUCAUCACUGACCCCAUCUCAAGAAAACUUUUAAUUAUGGUCUGUAGACACAUUUACUAACAUCAAGAUGAAAUAGUUGACAAGCUGAUAUUAAAUUUUUUUUGCAGUAUCAAUUAUAAUAUAUCAGUGAACAGAGUGUUGUUUUGACAUAAUACAAUGUAUGCCAUUGAUGUCAUGGCAUUUUUAACGUAAAUUAUUUUACUAUGAGUAUAUUAAUUUUAGUUACUUUUCUUGCUAGUAUUUCCUAUUGUUUUCCUAGUUUAAUUUUGACGGGUUUCAUCUAAUUUUUAAUUAUUUGCAACUCUUUUUACUUAACUUUGAAACUAGUGUUUGAAUAAAAUAUACCUAAAUA